Messenger RNA from Cetraspora pellucida, 291 nucleotides. Lineage: Eukaryota; Fungi; Glomeromycota; Glomeromycetes; Diversisporales; Gigasporaceae. The record is from the annotation of a GenBank genome assembly.
AUACUUAUUAUGCUGGUGAUUUUAUUUAUUAUCAUGAGAAUACAAGAAAAUUAGGGCGAAUUCGAGCUAUUGUUAUAUCAGAAGAAACAUUGAAAUUAAAAGUUCAAAAAACGAUUGAAUACUGUGAACUUCCAAAAAAUUUUCAAAGUAAUAAUAGACAAAUUCGUUCUCAAUUAGGGAUUAAAUUAAUUGAAUUGCAAGAUGUCAUUGGCCAUGCUAGUAUUACUACUUCAUUAUGUAGAAACUAUGAAUCUAUUCAUAAUAUAAGUGAAAUUCUUUAUAAGUUAGAUG